Epithele typhae is the source of this 837-nucleotide messenger RNA. RefSeq lists its product as uncharacterized. The transcript is spliced from 2 exons. The record is from RefSeq and is a predicted model, not a curated record. NCBI's taxonomy places the organism in Eukaryota, Fungi, Basidiomycota, Agaricomycetes, Polyporales, Epitheliaceae. Bases 1 to 837 code for a protein of 278 amino acids.
AUGAUCCCAACUCCGAACGCCCAAUUGUUGAAGCUCUUCCAUCGCUUCACACCGAUCUGCUCCACUGGCAGUCAUGCGCCUAGAAUUCGCAUCAAGCAUCAAUCCGAGAAGAAGAGAAACCCGUUAGAGUUCGCGUUUACGCACACAGUGGCACGCUCGUCCAGAACACCCGCUGGCGCCCGGGACACAAUAACGCGCCGCCCACGACCGCCUCGCUCCAUCGGUCACCGCUCCAGCCUGCGAAUCGCGGACCCCGAUGGGUACGAAUGCAUGUUUACCGCUUCCCAGAAGCACCCUAGGCCCGCGCGCACCCUCCGCGCAGCUUCCUGGUGCUCAUGCCAGCAGGUUCAGGAAGGGCUUAGCGCGAUGUCGGCGCCGAUUCGUCGACUCGCGUCGGCGGGUCCGGUGUGCACCAGCUCCUUCUCGUUCCUCUGGUGGCUCGGAAAGCGAGCGGGCCUAGACCAGAUGAUGUUAUUUUUGGAUCCGAACUUGAACGGCUCGAAACGCGUGGAGUGGUCGAGUGUGGAUUGCAGGAAAGGACUAUCAGCUGUCGCUGCAUACGCGCUGAACGACUUCGCGCCAAUUGUUUCCCCCGCUCGACCGACGGCCGCAUGGUGUGAGUACGUCAAACAAGGCGGCGUGCGGCCAGGGCUGCAUCGUCACCUACCUCUGCACGAACCGCCCAUCCCACCGCCCGACGUUCAACCCGCAAUGGACGCCUACUUCACCCUCCCCGUCGCGUUCCCCAUCGCAGCGGAGCAACCAGCCGCUGAGGCGUUUGUCGACCGCGACGACUCCGGCGGCUCGGGCGACCACAGUACCUGCGUCAUCGCGUAG